This is a messenger RNA of Platichthys flesus (European flounder), 2144 nucleotides long. It is a transcript of the gene foxb1a, whose product is annotated as forkhead box B1a. Gene Ontology annotation, biological process: anatomical structure morphogenesis; regulation of transcription by RNA polymerase II; cell differentiation. The record is from RefSeq and is a predicted model, not a curated record. NCBI's taxonomy places the organism in Eukaryota, Metazoa, Chordata, Actinopteri, Pleuronectiformes, Pleuronectidae. Gene Ontology annotation, molecular function: DNA-binding transcription factor activity, RNA polymerase II-specific; RNA polymerase II cis-regulatory region sequence-specific DNA binding. The coding region runs from base 276 to 1217 and encodes 313 amino acids. The transcript has a single exon.
GACGCCAAAUGAAGUCUAUUCAACUCUGCUAGCGGGACAAGCUGACUUACUUUGCAAGAAAGACUUACAGCAGCCGUCACUCCAUAAAUGCGCACCAUCCGCCCGCCUGCACACAGCCGAGGCGCACCACUUGGCUGCUUUACGCACGACGCAGCUCCGGCUUUGCCUGAACCGAAACUUUCUACAGCUGCUGUUUUCAUGAAGAGCGUCCAGCUUUCACCAAGGAAUUAAGGGAGACUACUUUUUUUUAUUGCUUUUCUUAAAAAUCAUCGAGGAUGCCUCGUCCUGGGAGAAACACGUACAGCGACCAGAAGCCACCGUACUCCUACAUCUCCCUCACCGCCAUGGCGAUCCAGAGCUGCCCGGAGAAAAUGCUGCCACUCAGUGAAAUUUACAAGUUCAUCAUGGAUAGAUUCCCUUACUACAGGGAAAACACCCAGCGAUGGCAGAACUCCCUCAGACACAACCUGUCCUUUAACGACUGCUUCAUCAAAAUCCCCCGGCGCCCGGACCAGCCAGGUAAGGGAAGUUUCUGGGCACUGCACCCCAGCUGCGGGGACAUGUUUGAGAAUGGAAGUUUCUUGAGACGCCGCAAAAGGUUCAAACUGUUGGGUGUGUCCGAUCACCUGGCCCCCAGUAAGCAGUCGGAGGCUGCCCAUUACCUCCAGCAGCAAGCCAAGCUGAGGCUCAGCGCCCUGGCAGCCACUGGCACACACCUGCCCCAGAUGUCAUCCUACAACCUCGGAGUGUCCCAGACGUCAACUUUUAAACACCCGUUCGCCAUCGAGAACAUCAUCGCCAGAGAGUACAAGGUCCCGGGGAGCCUGGCGUUCUCCACCAUGCAGUCCAUGUCCGCCGGGUACCCGCUGCACAACCAGCUGACGACAGCCUGGCCCCACAUGUACAACACCAGCAUGAUUGACACGUCGGCCCCGAUCUCCAUGGCGGGCGGCGACUACACAGCCUACGGCAUGCCCAUCAAGUCCCUGUGUCACGGGGGACAGUCGUUACCGGCCAUCCCGGUGCCAAUCAAGCCCACCCCGACCAGCAUGGCCGGCUUCUCGGUGCUACCGCCACACAUCCCCGCGUUUCUAUCAAACUCUCCGCAGUCUCUGAGCCCGACGUCUCCACAGACCGCGACGAGCCAAAGCAGCCCCGCGACACCGAGCGAGACUCUGACGAGCCCGUCCACACUGCAGUCUGUGGCUGUGCACUGACCGCAUGCGCCCGGACACUGAACGAACUGCCGACCGGCUCCCGGGCCCCUCUACCAAACCCAAAGUUUAUAUUUUCUGUCGUCUGAAACUAUCAAGGCGAGUUGCAGUUGCAUAUUGAUUUAUUUGUGUAUGUGUUGAAUGUGCGCUUUAAACGUGUGUCAUACGGAGUCCAGCACAGAAUCGCACAGCGAAGUAUUUGCUCUUGAAAAUAUAAAUUAUUUGAUGAUUCUAUUUUUCAGUUGAUUGUGAAACGUGAGUGUUGAAAGUGGAGCCACCGAGGGGACUUUGUGUCGGGCACCAUCCAUUCUGAUUACAGUUCCCGUGGCAAUUUCUUUAUUCUGUUUUAUCUAACAGCAAAACUUUUGCACCGUUUCUGUGUGACCACUGUAAUGUCAAUGAAACUGUUGUUUGCUUUUACUACUGGAAUGAUGGCUAAGGGAAAUACCAAAUAGGAGUAGGAUUUAGAUUUGUUCUUGCCAUCCCUGUACAAAAAAAAUAGAAAGCAAACGGAAUUAUCAAACCUUUUCAAAAUCGAAAAGAAUUAUUGUGAGACGUCCUCAAAAUGCAAGAUGUGAAUAUUGCAAAUAAGUGAUUCCGAAAUGUUGUAAAAUGCACUUUUUAGUUUUACGUUUUAGAUAUCUAUUUUCCAGAAAAUGUUCUGUGAAGCAUUUAAUUUAAAAGGCUGUGGUGACCACGUGUUUCAGAUGCUGUACAUUUGUACUUUUUUUUUAGGUAAAGCAUGCAUUCUAAAAAAAAAUUGUGUUGUUAUACUGAUGUUGUUAUUGAUGUUGUUUUGUUUUUUUUGCAAGCAUGCGUGCUUUCGAAAAGUGUGCAAACAGUCUGCAUUUAUGAAUUGGAAAAAAAAUGGUCAUCGAAAUAUUUUCUCAUUAAAAGUGAAUCAAACAAUCAAAAAUGCUUCUGAAGAUU